UUCUCAUACUCAACUCCCUUGAUUGUUGCGCUGUUUGUUUUGGACCGCGCGAGGGAAGGACAGCCGAUCCCUAGUCUCGUUUUCUCAGAACUCAACUUUUUACUUUGGGAACUCCCUUGGAUACUCAGCCCAGCGCGAUGAAGUUGGCAUUGCCAAUGAGUAUAAGGAUCCUCCCAAAUUUCCCCGAUGUUCUCACCUUCCGGGCGAGAAGCCGGAGAGAACAGGCUGAAACCUUGAAGAAGGGCGAAGCCGGCGGACCGCUUGGCCCUGCCCAGGCCCACGUCGGCAGCGCGCGGCUCUCGUCGCGGACCCUGUUCGCGAUGCUGGUGGUCUUCGCGGCCACGUUCCUCUUGGCGUCCGUGCUGAUCUGCGCCAGGACGAGGCCGUACGGUUUCAGCACUAGUCCCCGGCUGGAGCACGUCUCGCUGGAGAAGCUCAACAGCACCUUCCUCGUGGACACACCGGGCUGCCACAUCCCGAACCUGGAGGUGAUGAGCCCCGAGAUCCGCGAGUUCAUCUACGACUACGCGGACGUGACGUGCGACGUCCCGCCGCCGCUGGUUCGCUCCGACGACGACGCCGUGUACCUCGUGAGGAAGAACGCGCGCUUCUACGGCGUGCGACCCGACUCGCUGCGGUGCUGCACGCGCGCUCUGUGGCUGCAGCAGGCCAACUUCACCCUCCCCGAGGUGGAGGGCACGAACAACGCCGAGCUGGCCAAGGUCAGGCUGCCCUCCGGCGGGGACGCCAAGUUCGGCGACGUGGUGGAGUACGCCGACGAGUGCACGCCGUUCGAAGACUCCGCCAGAGUGCCGCACGAGUUCGUGCGCGUCGAGUGCCAGUCCGAGGGCCAGGAGGUGCACCGAGACUUCCACGGCUUCGUCGACGACUACUCGUACGUCAACCUGGUCCCUCUGCUGGCCGGCCAGCCGAGCGCGGAGAUGGAGAAGUACUGCCUGCUGUCCAACUCGGUGUUCUUCGACCCCUGCCCCUGGGUGUGGAAGCAGUUCCGGCGCGCGGGCUACAGCACGGCCAUCAUGGAGGACACGCCACGCCUCGGGCUCUUCCACUUCCACAGCCCCGGCUUCGCGCGGCAGCCCACGGACGUGGACUCGCGCGCGCUGCUGCUGGCCGCGGAGCGCGAGCUGCCGAGGACCAGGGCGGGCAACACGUCGCCGGUGUGCCUCGGCCCGCGCUUCCAGGUGGAGGGGCUGUUCGACCUGGGCAGGAAGUUCAUCAGGGCCAUGCUCAAGUCCGGGACGCCCUUCUUCCACUACAUGUGGGGCACCUCGGUGACGCACGACUUCCUGAACCAGGCGCAGAUCGCGGACCCGCUGUACGAGCGCUUCAUGGUGGAACUGAUGGAGUCUGGCGUCCUGAACAACACGGCCCUCGUCUUCCUGAGCGACCACGGCAACCGGGUGGGCGGCAUCGUCACCACGUACCAGGGCCACGUCGAGGACCGCCUGCCGGUGCUCAGCUUCGUCCUGCCGCCCUGGUUCCACCGACAGUACCCCCACGCCGUCGCCACCCUCCGGCACAACACGCGCCGCCUGGUCACGGUCAUGGACGUCCACGACACCGUGCUGCAGCUCCUGGACCUGCGCCAGCUGGAGCGGCCGCGGCUGGAGGUGCUGGCGGCCGCCGGACUCCUCGUGGACAACGUGAACGAGGCCCUGGCGGCGUACCCGCAGUGCGCGCGCCUGUCCCUGCACGCCGUCAAGGACGCGCGGCGCGGCGAGCCGUCCUCGCUGGUGGGCCAGACGCAGCCGCCGGACAGGGUGCGCGAGCAGGAGUUCCUGGUGACGUUCGAGACGCGGCCCGGCGGCGCGCUGCUGGCCGGCACCGUGCGCCACCUGGUGGCCGAGAGGGUCAUGAGGCUGGCCGGCAGGGUGACGCGCCUCAACAAGUACGGCAACUCGAGCUGGUGCAUGCCGGAGCGGCACCUGCUGCUCUACUGCUACUGCGCCGACGACCUGGACGUCGAGGCCUCGACGACGCGCACCACGACGCGCGCCACGCCGUGA
Messenger RNA from Thrips palmi, 2027 nucleotides. RefSeq lists its product as uncharacterized. Bases 138 to 2027 code for a protein of 629 amino acids. The record is from RefSeq and is a predicted model, not a curated record. Lineage: Eukaryota; Metazoa; Arthropoda; Insecta; Thysanoptera; Thripidae. The transcript has 11 exons.